UCACAAGUUCCAAGCAAUCAAGUCCCAAAGAUUUGAAAAAUCUGCAGAAAUGGCGAUUACACUCAACAGCGGCUUCAAGAUGCCGAUAGUCGGACUCGGUGUUUGGCGAAUGGAAGGCAAAGAUAUAAAAGAUCUUAUCAUUAACGCCAUCAAAAUUGGCUACCGUCACUUUGAUUGUGCUGCUGACUAUCAAAACGAAGCUGAAGUUGGGGAAGCACUUGCAGAAGCUUUUCAAACGGGGCUCGUGAAGAGGAAGGAUCUUUUCAUUACAACCAAGCUUUGGAACUCAGAUCAUGGUCAUGUUCUUGAGGCCUGUAAAGACAGCCUUAAGAAGUUACGCCUGGAUUACUUGGAUCUCUACCUUGUUCACUUCCCCGUAGCCACAAGACAUACAGGAGUUGGUACAACAGCUAGUGCAUUGGGUGAGGAUGGUGUUCUGGAUAUCGACACUACCAUAUCAUUGGAGACUACUUGGCAUGCAAUGGAAAAUUUAGUCUCUCUCGGCUUGGUUCGUAGCAUAGGGAUCAGCAACUAUGACAUUUUCCUUACCCGGGAUUGCUUAGCAUAUUCCAAAGUGAAGCCUGCUGUGAAUCAAAUCGAGACUCAUCCUUACUUCCAGCGUGAAUCUCUUGUCAAAUUCUGUCAAAAGCAUGGCAUCUGCGUUACAGCCCACACACCUCUGGGUGGUGCUGCCGCUAAUACUGAAUGGUUUGGUACAGUAUCAUGCCUGGAGGAUCCAGCUCUAAAAGGUCUAGCUGAGAAAUAUAAGAAGACUGUGGCCCAGGUUGUUCUGCGCUGGGGCAUCCAGCGAAACACAGUUGUGAUUCCUAAAUCAUCAAAACUGGAGAGACUGCAGGAGAAUUUCAACGUUCUCGACUUCGAGCUCACCAAAGAAGACAUGAACCUCGUCAAAAGUUUGGACCGCAAUUAUAGGACCAAUCAACCUGCAAAGUUCUGGGGCAUAGAUCUGUAUGCCUAAGCAGUUUCGUGCUUGACGUCUCGUUGACGACCAUGAAAAGGGACUGAGCUUGUCAGACCUACAUCCGAUUUGAACUUGGCCAAGUGAGAUGAUGUUAGGUAAGGUAUUAGUUGGAUUGUAUCUUACAACAACAAACCAGUGUAAUCUCACAAGUGGGGUCUAGGGAGGGUAGCGUAUCUUAUGUUUCUUUAUUUCAAACUUGUAUCAAGGAUGAUGGAUAGCCCUGGUGGUUGAGUUUCUGGGAGAGCAGAUGCCCUCUUUCUCGGGGAAACGCAUCUCCCAUCUAAAGGCGAUUAAAACUAUUUGUUGAGUUAAACAGACUCAAAAUUCAGCUGCUUACAUAAAUGCCUGUCUAAUGAAAUUUACGUUAAGUUUA
This is a messenger RNA of Nicotiana attenuata, 1355 nucleotides long. RefSeq names its product NADP-dependent D-sorbitol-6-phosphate dehydrogenase-like. NCBI's taxonomy places the organism in Eukaryota, Viridiplantae, Streptophyta, Magnoliopsida, Solanales, Solanaceae. Gene Ontology annotation, molecular function: aldose-6-phosphate reductase (NADPH) activity. The record is from RefSeq and is a predicted model, not a curated record. The transcript has 6 exons. The coding region runs from base 50 to 979 and encodes 309 amino acids.